GAACGAUCUAACUAAACUUAGCAUCACCAAAUAGCCACUUCCGGUGAAAAAUUGAGAUGUUUUGACUUUUAACGUCUUUAUUCGUUUUUUAUCAGCAACGAGCCCUUGCUCACAGCAGAAAAAAAUGGCUACCGGACAGUUACAAACUGGGAUUCCCCCACUGACGCAGGCUCCACCAACCAUGUCGCAGGUUGACAGAGAGAAAAUUUAUCAGUGGAUUAUAGAGUUGACAAACCCAGAGACAAGGGAAAAUGCAUUACAAGAAUUAAGUAAAAAACGAGAAGCUGUGCCUGACUUGGCCCCAAUGCUGUGGCAUUCAUUCGGAACAGUUGCUGCACUUCUUCAAGAGAUCGUCAAUAUCUAUCCGGCCAUCCACCCACCACAUCUUACGGCCCACCAGUCCAACAGGGUAUGCAAUGCUCUAGCCUUACUACAGUGUGUGGCCUCACACCCAGAAACCAGAUCUGCUUUUCUUCAAGCUCACAUUCCGUUGUUCCUGUAUCCGUUUCUUCACACUAUCCAUAAAACCCGCCCAUUUGAAUAUCUGCGGCUGACCAGUCUGGGUGUAAUAGGUGCUCUAGUCAAGACAGAUGAACAGGAGGUGAUCACUUUUCUGUUGACCACAGAAAUAAUUCCACUUUGCCUGCGAAUAAUGGAGGCAGGAAGUGAACUAUCAAAAACAGUAGCUACCUUUAUUCUACAGAAGAUUCUCUUGGAUGAGUUGGGGCUUUCAUACAUAUGUCAGACAUAUGAAAGAUUUUCUCAUGUUGCUAUGAUUUUAGGGAAAAUGGUGCUACACUUGUCUAAAGAGAUGUCUGCCAGGUUAUUGAAACAUGUUGUCCGGUGCUAUCUGAGGCUGUCUGAUAACCCCAGGGCCAGAGAGGCACUCCGACAAUGUCUGCCAGACCAGCUCAAGGACAACACUUUCUCUAGCUGUAUGAAAGACGACAAUGCCACCAAAAGAUGGCUGAUGCAGCUACAACAGAACCUGGAAGCUCCGGGAAUCCCAGACCCCCGGAGUAUGCCCCUGUCCUGAUCCAGGUCACGCAGUACUUAUGUUCAUAACCCUGUCAUGUGAAAAGUUCAAAUCAGAACUUAUGGAACAUGUAAAGAAAGUGAGGGCAGUGAAAGAUUUGAAUGUUGGAUUAUGAGAUUUUUGGAUGUAGAUAAGUUGUUGUUUUGUAUGUGUGAAAAGAACCUGACUUUAGAGUGCUUUCAUAGUGUCAUUGAACCGGAAAAUAUCAGCAGAAAAGAAAGAUGGAGAAUUAAUUGAUUCAAUGAUGCAUUGUUACAGCAAAGUAAUUUCUUUUUUGUUUAUUUUUAUAGAAUGAAAAACAAACAUGGACAUGUACAUUUAUAACACAAGGGUGGCCAUUUUUAUGACCUUAAAAUGUUAAUUUCAUUAUGCAGGGAUCAUUUUGUGGUGUUUAAUUGUAUAUCAAGUAUGCAAAAAUUAUGACUUAAAUUUUACCAAACACUACAAAUUUACUAUUCGAUUGUGAAGAAAUCUCAAGUAUUGUUACAAAUCAGGGAAUUUUGAGUGCUAAAAUUCAGCUCUGAAAUUUUAACCAUGUUUGUCUAAAGAAAAAGAUCCAAUUAAAAACUUGAAGAUCAUGGAAACA
Molecule: messenger RNA, 1622 nt
Organism: Magallana angulata
Lineage: Eukaryota; Metazoa; Mollusca; Bivalvia; Ostreida; Ostreidae
Product: CCR4-NOT transcription complex subunit 9-like
Exons: 9
Coding region: 125-1036 (303 amino acids)
Biological process (GO): mRNA catabolic process; negative regulation of translation
Cellular component (GO): CCR4-NOT complex; CCR4-NOT core complex; P-body
Source: RefSeq, a predicted model, not a curated record